Molecule: messenger RNA, 4717 nt
Organism: Nematolebias whitei (Rio pearlfish)
Lineage: Eukaryota; Metazoa; Chordata; Actinopteri; Cyprinodontiformes; Rivulidae
Gene: nckap5l
Product: NCK-associated protein 5-like
Biological process (GO): microtubule bundle formation; microtubule depolymerization
Cellular component (GO): microtubule plus-end
Source: RefSeq, a predicted model, not a curated record
GACGGCACUUUAAACAAGAAGAAAAAUAUUCUCUUCCGCAGCUGGGAAACAGAAAUGCAAGCUGGUGCUCUCUUUCUCCCCACGCCUCCUCCUGGUGCUUUACGCUUCAUUCUGCUGGGAGGAUGUCAAAUGCUCUGACUGGAUGAAUGAAAAGGCAGCAAGAUCAAGCUCUGUGAUGGUGGUGUCGGGGGACAGAGGUGCCUGAUCAGUCUCCCACCUUCAGGAAGCGUAACGAGAGCUCAACCCAGAUGAGAACAAUGUCUGAUGAGACAGAACAGAGAAUGUGUGAUGGGGACUUCGGUUCAGAUGAAGAGGGCGAGGAAGGGGACGUGGAGUCUUACUUAGAAGACAACAGCAGUGAGCUCAUGGACCGACUGAGAGAGCUGGAGGCAGAGAACUCUGCUCUGGUGUUGGCCAACGAGAGCCAAAGAGAAGCUUACGAAAGAUGCUUAGAUGAGGUGGCUAACCACGUGGUGCAAGCUCUGCUUAAUCAGAAGGAUCUGAGAGAGGAGUGUAUCAAGCUGAAGAUGUUGGUGUUUGACCUGGAGCGACAGAACCGAACUCUUUGUGAGCUUUUUCAGCAGAAGUUGCCCAGCCAGCCCACCGCUCCCUAUCAGGUUCAUGCGGGACCCCUCCCAGACUUGAAUGCACAGCAGCACAAUGAAUCUGCCAAACAGGUGGAGCCGGCACCGACUGACGCACAAGCCAAGGGAAAUGGUUACAACACACAACAUGCUUCCCCAGGGCCCCGUGGCCCUGCCGCCACAAUGGAGGCCCUAUCACCCUUCUUCAAGAAGAAAGCUCACAUUCUGGAAGUCCUGCGCAAAAUGGAGGAGACAGACCCCCUGAAGUUUCACCCGUCCACUACAAGCUUGUCGUUCUGCGACUACAGCCAGGUGCUAAUGUCAACAGAGGCUGUGUUGGCCACUGCAGACCCCGUCCCACUCCAGUGCAAAUCCCAGCACGCACACUGUCACUGCUCCUGCUCUGAUACUGGCACACACCAGCAGGUCAAUGGUGAUGGAGCAGCAAAGUGUGAGUCAGGGAACGUGUGUUGUUUACACUGCAAAAAGAGCCCAGGAAGUCCUCCAAAGCCAUGCAACCAUAUCUGUAGUCUUUUGAAGGCCGACACCACCAAUCAGAGCCUUGGUCCUGCAGCUGCCAUGAAUGAAGAUCACAGUAAGACCAGAGCAGAAGAGUCUGCUGCAACCGCACAGUGCAAUGUUCAUGAAGCCAACCAGCAACCUGCAAGUGGCUCCAUCCACUCAGCUGUCACAAAGACCAUCCACCAGAGCCUGGAAGGUGUGGGGGUGGAGCAGUAUGAGAGUUCUCUAAAAGCUGGUGUCUCUGAGGAGCUCACCAGUUUUUGUGCCUCCUACGAUCUGCCCAGUUCCAUCAACGAAAGUUCACAGACCUCCCAGUGUGACACCAGUACAAGUGAUGUUGUUAAUAAUGGCUUGACACACUCUUCAAGCCCCACACUCAGUGACCCCCCUGUCAUUCCUGAUAAAGACACCAUAGACCUGGAGGAUUCCUCUGUACGAGCCAGUGCAUCUGUCAGCCCCAGCCCGUCUUGCCUCAGUGAUGUCAAAGCUGCUGCCAUCAACUCUCCAUCCAAACUGCUUAAGUUCCUGAAGAUUCCCACGAUGGGAGAAAAGCCCCAGGCUUCAACCUCAGCUGUACGUCUGAGCCCCCAGCUCACACGCAACUCAAGGAUACCUUGUCGCACUAACAAUUAUGAAGUGUACCACUCUCCUGUUCCCACACGCAGAGCCACCACUACAGAGAGGUGCAGGCAGCCCCCUCCCCCACCCUCCAGAUCUGAGUCCUACCCUGCCACACACUCGGCACCAACCUCCCCUCCACAGCCUGAAGACACCUGCACACUUCCUGUUAAAGAAAUAAGCUACAGCUGCUUCUCUGCACCAAAACCCUGUGUUGGCUCAAAGUUGGGGCCUCCAUCUGCUGCAUCUUUUUGCUCGUCCAGAGUUUCUGAAAAGGUCCCUCAUUAUGAAAAUGUCCUGGAUAUGUCUAGCUCUAGGGAAGAGGAGCGAUCUCAGGGCCUUGAGAAAAGAAGCACUGUUCCAGCUCAAACAAAGGGAAACGGUGGCGAAAGAAAGCUUGUUAAAUCUUUACCAGAGAGUGUUCUCAGUCCUUCUCCUCAGCAAAAGCAGUCAUCCUCAUCAACUUCAGAAUCUACAUCAGAUGAUGAUGAUGAGGAUUCUGAUAGCCCAGUGUGGGUAAAUCAUCACAGUCUGCCUAACUCAGCAGCCCUGAGCAAAACUCAGAGCAAAGCAAACUGCGCAAAAGCCAGAGACAAGCCAGAGACUGACAUAAGGGAGGUCAGCGCAUCGAGCUGUGAGGUCUCCCAUCCUCCACCACCAGUUCGGAGGAAUGACCUGUCAUCCAUCCCCAAGAGGCCUGCUGCUGGGGCUGGGAGACCUCAAGGGGACUCCAGUCACCAUGCAUUCAAAGACAGACUGGCAGCCCUGGGCAAGCUGAGGAGCUCUGAGGAUUUACAAGUGGGCCUCAGGCCUGUCAAUCCAGUGAAUGAGUCUACACAUGGAGAGGAGAAGAGCAAGACAGCAGAGAUGCAUAAAGAGGAGCAGAGACAUUCAAAAUUCACAGACUCUUUGGAUGGUAAACCCAAAAUUAGCAGCGUAGGUUUGAAAUACCCGGGGUCCUCUCAGCUGUAUGAACAGACGGUAAAACCCCCGUCUUCUAGUCCAGCUACAGGUAAACAAGAACCAUUUGUGGCCAAGCCAGAGGCUUCUAAGAGUAAAAUAGGUUUGCCAUCCCCCAGCACAGAUGCUCCACAGGUACUGCGCAGCAACAUUAAGUGUCCUGGCUCUCUAAAUCUGGCUUACAAUGUUAAAACCAGUGCUAGUCCUCAGAGUAGUAACAGUCCCCAUAAAAUCCCCCCAAAGUCACCUUCUAAACCCUUCCCCUCUGUCCACAGAGGUGGGAAGCCUUCAGAGGGCCCUCGGUACUCGUCCAAGUCAGAAGAGAGGACCAAGAUCAGUGGGAAGGGGAAAAAGAAUCCAAUGUAUGGAGACAGCCUCCCACCCCCUCCUCCAAGACCACCAAUUUCUGAAGGAGAGAAGUCAUUCCAGCCAGCUCCUAGUCCACAAUCUGCUAUUGAACAGAAAGUGAUGAAAGGCAUAGAGGAGAAUGUACUAAAGCUUCAAGAGCAGGACAAAGGAGGGCAGGGGAGCGAGGUAAAGCAGAAAGCCUCGAAUGGAAUCGCCAGCUGGUUUGGCCUGAAGAAGAGUAAACUGCCCGCUUUGAGCCGCAAGACUGAGGCUGGCAAAGGAAAGGACGAGAAGAAGGAGUGGAAGAUAAACAUCCCUUCAGUUGGCAGGGACUCUGUGAAAAUGGCCACCAGGUGUAAAGAAGGUGUGGAAGGUCUGAAUAUCUCAUCACUGAUGGAGAAGGCUGAGGGUCUGAGGAGAGCCCUGGAGGAGGAGAGGGCCUACGUGGAGCGGUCAGGCAGGGGCCACUCCUGUGAGGUGGUGAUAGACCAAGCUCAGGGACAGCUAGCUGUCAUGUACAGAGGAACACGCUCUGACAACUUCAUGCAGCAGCUGCUUAACAGGGUGGAUGGGAAGGAGAUGAUCAGCGUGCCACAGCGCCGGCUCUCCUUCGACUGUAAGACCUCCAAGCCGAUGUUCUCUCAGCAGAGCAGCGUCAUCAGUCACACCACCAGUCAUGAAGAUAUGGAGAAGGCUGCAGAUAGAAUCAGUACGAUCACGUCAGAUGAAAACCUGGCAGACUCAGUUCACGCUCAGCACUUUGCAGACGCCGAGCCCCACGGAGCCAACAUGUUCUCUCCUCGCACCAAGACCUGGACUUUCCCCAACCUGAAAACCCCCGCAGGACCAGCAGAGGUGUACCUGGCAGUCGAAGAGGAGGAGGAAGACGCUGUAGCUUUUGGAUCACCGUUCAGAGGGAACAUGAAGGCCGGCGGCCCCUCCUCCAGUGGACCCAGGAUGGUGGACCCAGGAAACCUGCCCGUGCCCGCCCAGUCUGGACUGAGCCGCAGGGGGAAAAUGCGAACCCCCAGCGUGCCCGAGAUGAACCGGGAGGCCGGGCUGGAGCUGCUCAGGGAGCGACCAGAGGAAGCACUCUCCCCAAGCCGCCCCCAGGUCCUGGAGACCCCCGAGUCUCUGAGCGACUCGCUGUACGACAGCCUGUCGUCCUGCGGCAGCCAAGGAUGAGAGGACGAGUCCACCAGCUGUGACGCUGCUGCCUCCUCUGAGGAAUCGGACUGAAACUUUAAUCUGACGUCGACUGGAAGGACGGAUCAUCUCUUCUCCUCAGGAUUUUUAAAACACAUGAAGCCAAAAGCCACUAAUAAUAUAGAUCGUUCACCUUUUCACCGUCAAACUCAAGCGUAGACACUUGUGUUGAAUCGUGUGCAGGACUACGAAAUGCACGGCCAAGCUAACGAUCAGCACAACUCGUCGUUGAGAACUGUUUUUAUUUGUCCUGGUGGGAAGAUGUUCAUGAAGGAAGCAGCAGCUAGAUGAAGUAUUGUUCUGUCAUCACUUCACCGUAGUGUUUUGAGGAAAAACGAAUGUUCAUGUCUGUUCCUGACUGCUUAACUUAUGCAUCACCAUGUUGAACGUAAAAGAAGCUUCGGCCAUGUUUAUAUUGUUUCAGUCUGUUUCUGGACCAUACUGCAUUUCAAAGGUAAUAUAUACCAGCAAUAAUAACA